ACACGAGCCAGAGAGAAAAGGCCCGCGAGGCUGGCGGCCUGGCUAGAGCGACCCGGUCCCAGCGUGCGACGUUGGCCGAAGGUUCUCUGUGUGGUCUGUGUGCUGGGGAGCCGGGAUAGGGCUGGAUUUACCAGCGGUGGCAACCGGCCAACUUUAACCUCCAGCGUCUUUCUCUGAGCCCGACUGGGGUGGUUUCCCACCGACCUAGUUUCGUUGAAGCACAGGCAAGGGAAGGGGUGAAAGGUAAAAAAAAAAUGGCGCUGACCGCUCGUCUGCUGCCCAACUUGCUGCUUUAUAGGCCGCUGCCCGGCGGAGUCGUCCGACCCUGGACUCCCAAUACAGCCGAGGUGAGGCCACCGUUGGCUGGAUUGUGCUGCUUCUGCCGCCGCCGCUUCGGCUCGGGAACAACCCCAUUUUCUCGUAGCACUUGUGCGGAGGCGGCCUUGGUGCCGCCUGCUUGGAGCCCUUGGCGUCCCUUGCUCUUCCAUGCGAGACUCCCCGCAGCCCUCCAGGCGUUCCCUGCCUGUUCUCGUCGCUGCUACAGCACAGAGGAGCAGCCCCAGCCGCGACAGAAAACCAAGAUGAUCAUUUUGGGGUUCUCCAACCCUAUCAACUGGGUUCGGACUCGUAUCUACGCGUUCUUAAUCUGGGCCUAUUUCGACCAAGACUUCAGCAUCGCAGAAUUCUCUGAAGGAGCCAAGCAGGCUUUUGCUCAUGUGUCCAAGUUACUGUCAGAGUGUAAAUUUGAUCUAUUAGAAGAACUCGUAACCAAAGAGGUACUACCUGUAUUGAAAGAAAAAGUUACUUCACUAUCUGACAACCAUAAAAAUGCCCUUGCUGCUGACAUAGAUGAUAUAGUAUACACAUCAACAGGAGACAUCUCCAUAUACUAUGAUGAGAAAGGAAGGAAGUUUGUUAACAUCCUGAUGUGCUUUUGGUAUCUAACCAGUGCCAAGAUCCCCAGUGAAACUAUAAGUGGAGCCAGUGUGUUCCAGGUUAAGUUGGGGGAUCAGAAUGUGGAAACUAAACAACUUCUUAAUGCAAGCUAUGAAUUUCAGAGGGAGUUUACGAAAGGAGUAAAGCCUGACUGGAUCAUUGCUCGGAUCGAACACUCAAAGUUAUUAGAAUAAUCCUUCUUGGAAAAAACAGCUUCGUGGACUGUUAGCACUACUCUGGCUGUUGGUGUUCUCUUGCAAUGAGAAACUAAGGAAGAACAUUUUUUGGAUCACUUGAUCUUCACUUAGAUAAGUCUGUGAAUUUCUUUUCUAUUUUGAAAUACUCCUUGUAGUAUAUUGGCAAUGAUCUAAUAAAGUGUUUUCCACAGAUUGUUAAUCACCUUCUAUAAAAUGUCAGUAAAAAAAAACUACAACAGCACAUUGUUGGUGUCAUAUUCGGUGUCAUUUCUAAUGUUGCAUAUGUGUACAUAUACCCAAGCUAUAAUUUUAUAGACAUGAAGGUAUUGCAAGAAAUACACAUUUUUAAAUUAUUCUUAAAUAUUUAAUUGUGAUUAAUACAGUUAUGACAGUAAUUCAAGUAUAUGUAAGAUUUAUUUUUAAGAAUCACUGCUGCUUUUUGAUUACUGUCUUGGACUCUAGCUAGAGGAGAAGGAAUGGAUGGAAUUAAAGCAGUUUGGUCAAUGCAGAGCUAAAUAUCAGUGGACUUAAAGCUUACUAAAGGUCAAAAAGGGGGUGAAAAGCCUCAAAUAGUGCCUUAGAUACCUAACAGAUAUUCUGACAUCUGUGUACUUGGAGUCCUAGAAGUUGUGGUUAGGGAAACAAAAACAAUAGAAGAAACAGGGUCUGAAAAUGUUUAUACUUGAUGAAAAUGGUAAACCUACAUAUCAAAAAAAUUCAACAAGCAUAAAAAUUCAACAAAAAUUAACACAUAAAAAAAAACCUCACUAAGGUGUAUCAUAAUCAAAUUGUUGAAAACCAGAGAACAUUGUAAAGCAGCUGGAGAAAAGACUCAACCCAUAUAGAGAAUGGCUGCGCGUUUCUUAAACUGCAAGUUAGAGACCUUGCUACACAUUUUUAAAGUGUUGAUAGAUAAAACAUGUUGACUUAGAAUUCUAUAUUCAGCAAAAAUGUCCUUCAGUAAAUGUGAGAAAAUAAUUCUUAAACAGAGGAAAUGAGAUAAUUUGGUCCCAGUGUACCUAUUUUAUAAGACCUGUUAAGGAAUAAAUUCAGAAAUGGACUCAUGCAUGUUGGAUAGUUGAUUAAUAUGGAGCAGCUGGCAUAUUGCUAGUAAUAAUACAAAAUGGUUCAGCCAUUUGGAAGAAUUUUUGGCAUUUUCUUAAUACAGUUAAAUAUAUGCUUACCAUAGGACCCAGCAAUUCUAUUCCUAGGUAUUAUAUCCAUGAGAACUAAAAACAUGUAUCCACACAGAGAAUUGUACAUGAAUGUUAGCAGCUUUUCUUUCUUGACUCCAAACAUCAAAGACCCCACAUGUUCAUCAGUAGAAAAAUGGAUAGACAAGCAAGUGAAAGAAGCCAGACGCAAAAGAAUUACUGUAUAAUUCUAUUUCCAUGAAAUUCUAGAAAAGUCAAAACUACAGUGACUAAAUCAGUGGUUUCACCCUGAAGCAAAAGUGGGAUAAUGGUGGAGGAAGAGGGGUUGACAGCAAUAUUGUACAAAGGGGUGGAGUGAUGAAAACUAUACAUCCUGAUUGAGGCAGUGGUUAUAGGACUUUGAGUCCUCAAACUGUGGACUUAAAAUGGGUGCAUUUUAUUAUGUCUAAAUUAAUGUUACAUGAAAAUUAAACCUGAAUAGGUUGACCUCACUAGCUCUUACCCUAGGAUCCACUAGAUCUUAGAACUUGAUUGCUCCAAAUGGUUACUUUUAGCUUUAUUGAGAUAUAACUGGCAAGUGAAACUAAUAUUUAAAGUAUACAACAUAAUAUACAUAUGUGAAAGGAUUCAAGUUAGCUAAAAGAUCCGUGUUCUCACUAUUUACCCUUUUUACAGGGGCUGAGAAUGCCUAAGAUCUACUGUCAAUAAAUUUCAGCUGUACAAUAAUGAUUAGCAACUACAGUCCCCAUACCAUAUAUUAGAUUCCCAGACUUCAUUCAUCUUCUAACUCAAAGUUGUACCUUUUACCAUCAUUUAAAUCUUUAUGAGUUUGAUUCAUUUUCCUUAUAAGCUUCAAUAUAUCAGUGACACUGCAGUGUUUGUUUCUUAUCUGACUUACUUCACUUAGCAUCUUGUCAAGACUAAAUAAUUUUUCAUUA
Talpa occidentalis (Iberian mole) is the source of this 3225-nucleotide messenger RNA. It is a transcript of the gene MAIP1, whose product is annotated as matrix AAA peptidase interacting protein 1. NCBI's taxonomy places the organism in Eukaryota, Metazoa, Chordata, Mammalia, Eulipotyphla, Talpidae. Gene Ontology annotation, biological process: inner mitochondrial membrane organization; protein insertion into mitochondrial inner membrane from matrix. Gene Ontology annotation, cellular component: mitochondrial inner membrane. The record is from RefSeq and is a predicted model, not a curated record. Gene Ontology annotation, molecular function: ribosome binding. The transcript is spliced from 5 exons. The coding region runs from base 255 to 1130 and encodes 291 amino acids.